AUGCUGGUCUUCCUGCUGUUCGGAGUGCCUCGUGGUCAGAUCUGGUUUACGGAAGCAGGAUCCAUGACGAUGUAUGCCUACCUGCUCCACGCCCCCUUCGCCCAGUGGCCUGGUGCAGCCCUGUCCUACCUGUCCCGCCUGGAUUGGCACCUGUUUGCACUGCCUGCUGCUUUCGAGUAUGCUGGCUUCAUGGUGCUCGCUUGCCUGAUGAACCUUUACUUCGUAGGUCUUGUCUAUGUUCUGACCACGCGGCCGGUGCGAUCGGUUUUCGGCGUCUUGAUCGAGCCAACUUGGAUACUGCGGCUGUUGGACCACCUGUCAGCACCACCACAGAAAGAAGUGGAGUGA
Symbiodinium pilosum is the source of this 348-nucleotide messenger RNA. The record is from the annotation of a GenBank genome assembly. NCBI's taxonomy places the organism in Eukaryota, Dinophyceae, Suessiales, Symbiodiniaceae.